Molecule: messenger RNA, 14356 nt
Organism: Mercenaria mercenaria
Lineage: Eukaryota; Metazoa; Mollusca; Bivalvia; Venerida; Veneridae
Product: usherin-like
Exons: 48
Coding region: 25-11844 (3939 amino acids)
Molecular function (GO): protein binding
Source: RefSeq, a predicted model, not a curated record
AUCAUAAUUUUCUAUGAAGUAUGGAUGAGAGGAGAUAUUGGUCCAGAUGGGGUGAGAUUUCCCUCAGAGACGCGUAUCUUCCAUCCCAGUGGUCAGUACAACCCCCGUCCGACCCAGAGCCCGCAGGAGAAUGCUCUCCCACCACCUGCUACUGAGUACAUACUCACUGGACUGGUUCCAUUUACCGUGUAUGAGUUUCAGGUAUUGGCAGAAAACAGUGCUGGUAAGGCUGCAAGUCCCUGGGUGUCAGGCAGAACAGGGGCCACAACUCCUUUAUCUACUCCAGCUCCCACAGUUGUAGGAUUCAGUCCUUUCUCUCUCAACAUCUCUUGGUACGCCCCUACAGACGACCAGUCAAGGGGGAUAAUCAUAGAAUAUAGGGUUUAUUACUACAUGGAGACAGAUCUGUCAGAAUCUCCUCAUGCUCCGCCCUUUAUGUGGUCACUAGUGGCAACACAAAGCCCAGAUACAAUGUAUUACAUCCUUGGAGGUUUGAGUCCCUACACGGAACAUACAUUAAUGGUUGAGGCAUGUAAUUCAGUUGGGUGUGUAAACAGUACAGAAAGCACAGGAUAUACUAACCAGGACAUACCAGAAGGACUGGAGAAGCCAUUGGUGGAUGGUUUGAACUCUUCUGCUAUGGCGGUUGUGUGGAAUCCACCAGCCUUUCCCAAUGGACCUGAACCAUAUUACACCAUACAGAAAACCAUACCUGCCUUGAGUUACCCACCUCAAGUAAUCAGCGGAACAAGAUUCCCAGGUGGAGGAUACUAUCUCUUCCCGCCAGACACUAUUCCUCCAAAUGUUGAUUUUACAGGAAUAAGGUUUUGGUUCCGGACUAGGAAAAAGGAAGGGUUAUUGUUGUUUGCUGCAUCGGAGGGUCAGCAAAGUGAGUUUGUUGCCCUCCAGUUCAAACAUGGCAGGCCAUGGUUCCUCUUUGACCCGCAAGGGUGUGCCUCAUUUGUGACAACAAACAAUGACGAGGGUUUGCUCUACAGCGAUAAUGUUUGGCAUCAGUUGGUGGCGUGGAGAGAUGAAAAUAUUGCUUAUAUAGCCAUCGAUAAUGUCUGGACAGGUUCUCGGACAAGCAGAUGUGCAAAAGGCACAAUCAUAGGCCCAAAUACUGGCGUGUACAUAGGCGGACUACCAGCUGAUUUCGAGCUUAGGCGUGCAAACAAUAAAGAUCAGAGACUUAAGAUAAUAGACCAGAGUUUCCAGGGCUGUAUACGAGACAUACAGAUUAUGCAGCAGAAGUAUCCCAUGGAGAUUUGGAAGACUUUGGACUGGAACGAUGCCAUACAUAAUGAACUGGCUUUCCUCAACUGGGAAGGCUGCCCCAUUAAUCUGGAUAAAGGAAUACAUUUCAUGGGACAAGGGUAUGCCAGGCUUCCUGCCGAUAAUAAUCUUCAGGUAGGAAACAAAAAGAGGAUCACGUUUGGUUUCCGGACACAAAUGCAUACUGGGAUACUCUUCUUCUCUUACGGUGGUAUCGGCAUUUACUACUUCUGUGCAAUGAUCAAUGGAGCAGUCCAUUUUGAGUUUGCGAAUAGACUGCUGGCUGGCUCAGUCACAUUUAGUAAACAAGGGGUGAAUUUCUGUGACAGCAAGUGGUACAUAAUCACCUUGGAGAAGAUAGGCCAGCAGGCUACGAUAACGGUUGAUGGUAUUGGUUCCGAGACUUUCGGAAAUCCGAAUAUGGAACUGAAUGUGUUGACUUCAUCAGAGUUUUAUGUGGGAGGAGUACCGCUGGAGUCGGAAGCCCAUGAGUAUAUAGUGAAUAACAAGCUUGCUCUUCCAGUAGCAGCUUUUGGUGGCUGCAUUAAGGACUUGACAUUUGAUAAUUUUGGACCAAGAUCUGAUGAUGAUUAUACACCCAAUUUCUUGGAAGACAUUAUUGAAGUUGCUAACGUGAACAUGGACGGCUGCACACCAUAUCACGUGCAUGCAGACCAGUGCAAGGACGAUCUUAUCACGGAGGUGUACAAUGGCACAGCUUUGCAGGUGUAUGAUGUUGGACUCCAUUCGUACACUGAUUACCUGUACAGAGUAGUGGCUACAAAUGAUGCUGGCGCAGGAAAAAGUCUUUGGGGAUACGGCAGAACUAAAGAAGGCUCCCCUGUGGGAGUGACUGCACCAUAUGAAGUGUACCAUUAUAAUGGCUAUCUGGUAAAGUUCAAGUGGUUAGCUCCGGUCAGUACCUCGGGUUUGAUGACCAAGUUUGUCCUGCAGGCCUAUAAUCUUGACAAUGAAACCAUACCCCCUGUGGAAGCUAUAUUCACUAAUACUUCAAAGAGAGAAGGAAACAUGACAGGAACUAUUCCAUUUACAAGUUACAAUGUUAAGAUGGUUGCUUGUACCUCUGGUGGAUGUUCAGUGAGUCCUGAUGGACUGGUGAUAAAGACAAACGAGGAAGUUCCGGAACAUGUUCCAGCUCCGAGAGGGGAGUCUGGACCCAAGAAUAUCUAUGUUACAUGGGACCCUCCUGCAGCCCCAAAUGGGCUGCUGACAGGGUACUUCCUAUAUAUGGAUGGGGCAUUGGUGUAUACAGGGGCUGGCUCUGCCUUCAAUGUAACCAAUGAAUUAAGGGAGUACACGUCAUAUGUGUUCUACCUGAAGGCUUGCACCCAGGUCGGAUGUACUCAGGGACCUUCGGCUACACUCAGUACCGCUCAGCUUAGGCCAAAGUUUGUCGGUGCCCCAGUUCUUACAGCACUAGGUACAUCCACUGUUGAAGCACGUUGGGAAACCCCUGAUCAGUUGAAUGGUAUACUAGAACGCUACAUGUUGUACCAGUCCACAAUAGAGGGAGAAGUUGGGACUGUUAUAUACAACAAUUCUGACUUGUUCCUCGACUACACGAUCACUGGUCUCACUGCCGGCAGUACCUACUACAUAACACUCUCGGCAUGUACUGGUGGAGGCUGUACAAUGAGUGAAGCAACAGAAAUCACAACAGCAGAGAGUGCUCCAGCUCUGAUACAGCCCCCAAUAGUAACAUCCCCCAGCCCGUCACAGCUACAUGUGGAGUGGGAUGAGCCUGGUUUACCGAAUGGAAGGAUAACUCAGUACCAGUUAUUUCAUAAUGAAAUACCGAGAUAUGUAGGACUCAACAUGUUCUACGAUGUCGGAGGACUAACCCCUUACAGCAAACACGUCUUCAGGGUGGUGGCCUGUACCAGAAGUGGUUGUAGUUCUAGCAAGCAGACAAAGGCUUAUACCCAGGAGUCCCAGCCAGAGGGUUUUGUAACAAUGGAUUUGAGAGUAGAAGAUGCAAGAACAGUCAGUGUGAAAUGGACAGUACCAGAAAAACCCAAUGGAAAUAUGUUCUUUGAUGUCUAUUUUGAAGGAUUAUUUUAUACUGACAUAGAUGCUUGGGACUACAGUACUAUCCACACUCGACGUAGUUUGAAUCGUUCUCAGCUGUACAAUGAAUGGGUAACGAUAACCUCACUGAUCCCAAUGUCUACAUACAGUGUACAAGUGAAUGCUUCAAACACUGUGGGAUUUAUACUCGGAAAUGUCAUGUCUGCUGAUAUGCCUCCUGGCUCCCCAGAUGGAGUGAAGCCCCCUGCCCUGCUGUCACAGACCCCUACCACAAUAACAGCGACAUGGAUCAGUGUGGGCAGGGAGAAUUCCCUUGAUACUGCCAACUUUAUCCUUCAGUUCAGGGAGAAAGUUGAAGGAGCUCUAGUUGCAGACAUAUUUGGACCAACAACUUCAUUUACCUACACCAUGGAAAAUCUUGUUGCCUACAAAGAGUAUGAGUUUAGACUGGUCGCCGAAAAUUCCAAUGGGUUAACAAGAUCAGACUGGGUCACUGCAACCACAAGACAAGAUCGUCCAGUGGGUUUCAGUGCACCAAGAGUUGUUGGUAUUGGACCACGAUAUAUUGAUCUAGUAUGGACAGCCCCACUUACACCAAAUGGUAUAAUAACAGAAUACAAGGUCUACCAGAAUGGUGAAUACAGGGUUUCAAUGUCAGGAAACGUUACUCAGUUCCGUGCUGAUAAACUCAAACCCUACACCUACUAUGCAUUUGUAGUGGAAGUUUGCACAGCAGGCGGUUGUACUAGAAGUUCACAGACAAUACCAGAAAGAACCAAGGAAGAUUAUCCUGAGAAUGUUUUAGCCCCAUCUGCAGUUUCACUGACCCCUGCCUCAGUUGAACUCACCUGGGAACCGCCUGCUGAUCCAAAUGGAGUGAUCUCCUUUUACACACUGGAGCGCCGCCUGGCGGGCAAAGUUGCUACAACAGUAGUGGUGUCAUUGAGUGCCGAUUCAGAACUGAAAUAUGUUGAUGAAGAUAGUAGCCUGACACCUCAUGUGGAAUAUGAAUACAGGCUGAUGGUGAGCAACGGGGUUGGAGAUGCUGUCAGUCCCUGGACUGCUGUAACAACCAUGUCCUCAAGACCAGCUGGUGUCACACCACCAAAAGUUCAAAUAAAGGGACCAGAAGUAAUGACAGUAACCUGGGACCCACCCCUGCAGCCUAAUGGUGUCAUAGAGUUCUACACAGUACGUCUGCCUAUGCCUCAAGUAGAGAUACGCAAUAUCUCUGUCAGGUCGGUGACCUUUGAAGAUCUGCUACCAUACACAGAAUAUACGGUCACAGUCACAGCUUGUACAAGCGGAGGUUGUACUCAGAGCUAUCCACUAAGUGUCCGAACACACGCCACGGUGCCGGAGGGCCAGCUUGCCCCUGUUACAACCCCAGUUUCUCAGACAAUGAUCUCCAUAGUGUGGCAGGGACCAGAAAGGCCCAAUGGACCCAACAUAAGAUACGAGUUAUCCAGGCUUCUUCUCAGGGUACCGCUAGAUCCUGCUGUGGAUACCAGUAAUGAAGUAUGGAGAAGAAUUUUCUCUGGAACCGGAACAUUCUUCGAGGACCGUGGUCUUCCUAUGUAUUCUACGUAUCAGUACAGAGUUACAGUGUUUAAUGACAUUGGUCAAUUAACUAGUGACCCAUCCCCAGAGGUUACAACUUUUGGAGGCUUCCCAAGGAGGGCAGCUAAAGUAACAGCCAUACCUGUCAGCCACAGAAUUGUGGGCGUGUCUUGGGAAACUCCUGAUGAAGUAAACCUUCAAGGCAGUGUAAAGUCAUACACAGUGAAACUGUUCAGUAGUAUGAAAAACUAUAGCCAGGAGUUUGGACCUGAUGUGAAUGCUACUUCAUUCAGAGAUUUGAACCCAAAUACACAGUUCUAUACCACAGUUACUAUUACUAUACAUGGUGGAGCAUACAUUACCAGUGACCCAGUGUAUGUCACAACAAUGGAUGGAGCACCGGAGGGUGUAGAUACGCCUACACUGAGCAUUGUUAGUGAGGCAGCAAUUCGGGUUUCCUGGAUGGCCCCUCAGAAAGCUAACGGGGAUAUAACUGGCUACAAUAUUUACAACAAUAAUGAGAAGACAGAAACAGGGCUGGUAUUACCAGGGUCAUAUGUUCUAACUGGGCUACAGCCAUACACUGUCUAUGAAAUUCAGCUGGAAGUGUGCACUGUAUUUGACUGUGUGAAGAGUGAUACAGUUCUUGGCUCCACCUUAGAAGCAUUGCCUCAGAGUCUUGGCUCCCCUAGGGUACAACCACUGAGCCCACAUCAGAUUGAUGUGGUAUGGAAAGCCCCACUGCAGCCCAAUGGUAUCAUUCUGAGAUAUGACCUGUAUAGGAGGACCAUCAGGCAAUGUUCAGAAAUCCCACUAGUGACAGUGAGUCCUGAGCUGAUGAAAUGCACCUAUAUCCAGUGUGGUAUUCUCCAAAACCUUUGUGGGUCCACCUGCUACUCUGGUGCAAAAGUUUGUUGUGAUGGUAUUCUGCAUGAAAGUCAAGAAGACUUUGCAUGUUGUGGAAAAGAAUAUGCCAAAAUGUCUGAUAAAAGUGAUGUCUGCUGCGGAGGAAAGUUCCAUCCAUACAAACAAAACUAUCAGUGCUGCAGUGGCAGAUACGAGAUGGUGAUGCCGGGAGAGAUUUGUUGUCCUGACAACAAUGAAGAUCGUGUAGCUAUUGGUAAAGGAGACAGUUGUUGUGGUACUGUACCAUAUUACACAAGUGGUUCUCAGACAUGCUGUGCAGGGCAACUGUAUGAGAGAUAUGAGAAGCAGUGUUGUGGAAAAGAAGUUGUAAGUGACACCAUGAUGUGUUGUGGGGGUGAGGUCAAUGGACACGCCUAUGCUAAAAGGAAUGGAAUGUCUUGCUGUGGACAACAGUACAUCAGUGAGGACACAACCUUGUGUUGUGCUAGUGAUACUGGGCAUAUAAAGGUACAUCACUAUGGCAGUGCGGAAGAGAAGACUUCAGCCAAUGAGAAGUGUUGCGGCAUAGAGACAAUAUCCAAUGGGCUAAGCUGUUGCAACUUUGUUGGAUACAAUCCUGUCUCUCAGUUCUGUGCUGAUAUUUCACAUCAGCAGUCAGGGUGUGGUUCAGGCACAGUUUGUCCAAGGAUGCUCAAAGACUCCGCUUUCUGUGACCAGUGUGAUUUUGAUCCCUAUACCUACAUGUGUGGUUCAGUGAAAGGAUAUAUCAGUGAGAAGCCCACACCUGCCCCACCCGACCCCUCAGAUGACUGUGUGGUGAAUGAGGAGAAGAUUUACUCAGGACUUAAUACUAACUUCUUUGAUGAUGGUCUGGUACCCUUCUCCCUGUACGAGUAUUCAGUGGCAGUGGUAAACAGUGCGGGAACCACUCAGAGUGAUUAUACGUUAACAAAGACCCUACAAGCGACGCCAGAAGGACUGUUGGCCCCAAAUGCUACCCUUGAUCCCAAACAGUUGUAUAUGAUCUUCCUUACAUGGGAAGCACCUGAACAACCAAAUGGUGAGAUCCUGAGAUUCAUUCUAGUAAGAGAUGGUAUAGAGUUGUACCGGGGCUUGGACCUGGGGUACACUGAUGAUACAACCAUUCUACCAUACAGAUCCUACACCUACUUACUGACAGCAUGCACUGUGGCAGGAUGUGUAACAAGUCCUUCAAUCACAGUAGCCACUGCCCAAGCAGCACCAGAAGGGGUUUACGCCCCUAAAUUUGAGAUAUUGAAUUCUACAGCCUUGUUGGUGUCCUGGGCUAGUCCAGAUAUUCCCAAUGGAAUCAUUGCAGAAUACAAGAUACAUUUUGUGGGUGGCCACCAUCAUACUGUCUACAACACAACAGAUCUCUCAAUGGUCAUAGCAAAUCUGCUUCCUUAUACCAGAUACAAUGCUACACUAUCAGCAUGUACUGAGGUCGCAUGCACUAACAGCAGUCUGAUAUCUAUCCUCAUGCCAGAAGCUGCCCCUGAAGGAGUAUAUCCUCCUGAAGUGAUAGUAAAAAGUUCUACCUCAGUCGAUGUGUACUGGUCCCCACCUUCAAAACCUAAUGGUAUCAUUGUGUUUUACGCCUUGCUGCGGUCAGAUGUGAAUAACCAAAUCCAUGUAUUUCUUGGAGAAAACUUUCAUGUGACUGACUACAGCCUGUUUCCUGGUAAAACAUACAUGUACUUCAUAACAACUGGAACAAAGGCAGGAAAUACAAGUAGUGAGGCGAGCGCAAUUACCAUGCCGGAUAAUACGCCUAUAAAUAUUCCGGAACCAGAAAAUGUGACAGUUGUUAGUGCAACAGAAAUAUUUGUCCAAUGGGAGGCUAUUCCCCCGUCUGAUGGUGUGAUAGAUCAGUACAGAGUGUUGUUAAAUGCUGGGCGCCACCCUGCAGUUGACAGAGGUGUUGGUUUAGAUAUAGAAGUAAGAAUUACAAACCUCAUGCCAUUUACGGAAUAUGAAGUUCGGAUACAGGCUUGUUUACAAGGUGUUCCUAAUGGUUGUGGUACAGGCCCAGGUGUGAUUGUUAAAACAUAUGAAUCUGCUCCUAGGUCACUUGAAGCUCCUGUUACAUCUGCAGUUGGACCAAAUAUAAUAGACAUUGAUUGGAAGCCGCCAGAGUUUCCAAAUGGCAUCAUCACUCAGUAUCUUGUAUAUUAUAGAGAAGCUGGGUCGUCCGUACAACUUCUGAUAAACAGAGUUAAUAACAUUACCUUUCAUAUACGUCAUGCUGGUUCGGAACUCACAGCUUUUACAGAAUAUGAACAUAAAGUUGUGGCCGGGAACUCACAGGGAGAUGUUUCAAGCCCUUGGAGCCUUGUUCGUACCAAAGCAGCUCCACCUGAAGCAUUACCUCAACCUUUUGUGACGGUAUUGGGUGCAUUUUCUGUUAACCUAAAAUGGGUUCACCCAGCAAAACAAAAUGGCAUUAUUAAUAUGUAUAUCAUUACAUACAAAAAGACUUUAAAUGAUCCAACAGUUCCUGAAAAAACAGAAACUGUAAUAGUUGAUGGGGCAGUAACCCAAACAUCUAUUAGUGGCCUUCAGCCUUAUUCAGAAUACAAGUUGAGACUGACAGCGUUUAACUCAGCGGGAAACAUAUCAAGCAUUUGGACUACUUUCAGAACAGGUGAGUCAUCACCCUCAGGACUUGGACUGUUUGAUAUUGAAAGACUUCAAUCUGGACUAGCUGUAAUACUACGCUGGGGGGCACCUGUUGAUCCAAAUGGUAUUGUAACAACAUAUAGAAUAUAUGAGGAAGGAUCUUCAGUGGCUGUGUUCCAGGGCUUGAACCGUGAGUUUGAGCUGAGAAGACUUGAGCCAUACCAGGAGUACUCUGUACAGCUUGAAGCCUGUACGUCUGCUGGAUGCACAAAAAGUUUCAGUCAGUCUUUCUUUACCUCUGAGACAAUGCCGGUAAGCCAGAAUGCUCCUGUGAUGGGAGAAGUUACCCAUAAUUCUGUGACAAUAACCUGGACCCCUCCAUCCAAAGCGAAUGGGAAGAUAAUUUUGUAUGAGGUAUACAGACGCACUAACACAAGAAUACAGAAAAGGUCCAUUAGUGAUGCUGUAGUUGUUUAUAGGACAACAUCUACAGAGGGAGACUCAUUUACUUACACUGACUCAAAUCUGCAACCAUUUACUGAGUACCAGUAUAGCAUCAAGGCCAGUAACUCUAAAGGUAGCACAGCCAGCCCAUGGCAAUCUGCAUUUACGAGCCAGGCACCUCCUGAAGGUGUACAACCACCAAAAGUUAGUCUGGUUCCUGAUCAAGUAGAUGCUUUACAUAUAACUUGGCAUAUACCAGACAGACCCAAUGGAAUUAUACAAAGCUACCAACUGCAAAGAAAUGAUUCAAUCCCUCUUAGUUUCACUGCAAUAGAAGAGAAGAAAUAUAUAGACACAGAACUUAUAGCUUUUACAUACUAUAAAUAUACCAUAACAGCAUGCUCUGGUGGUGGUUGUACAACAAGUGAACCAACAAUUGCUAGAACAAAGGAGUCAGCGCCUCUAAAAGUUUCCCCACCCACCUUGUUUGCUGUAAAUUCCACGUCUUUGAGAGUUACCUGGCAAAGGCCACAGAUAACAACAGGGGAGGUAAGUGCUUACCAGCUUCAUAUGAAUAGCAUAGUGGUCUAUGAGGGCAUGGAAUUUCAGUAUGUCGUCACCGGAUUGAUUCCAUUCACUGACUAUACUUUUAAACUGACAGCGUGUACAACGGGAGGCUGUACCGACAGUGGAUAUAUGACCGGAAAAACAGAUGAUGAUGUUCCAAAAAACAUGUCACCAGCAAUUCUCAGAGUCAUGAGCUCAUCUUCGAUAGAAAUUUCUUGGCAGGAGCCAGAAUAUCCUAAUGGUGUCAUUACUUCAUAUGAUGUCAGACGGAAUGAACGACUUGUCUACACAGAGAGUGUAAGUGUAUCAGGAUCCCUUAGAACAACAUACACGGACUACAAUCUGGAGCCAGGAGUGGAGUAUUCUUAUGUUGUUCUAGCCAGGAACCGCAAGGGAAGUGUUGAAAGUCCACAGUCUUUAGCAAGGACAUGGGCCUCAUCUCCUAGUGGCCUUGACCCUCCAAUAUUGUCAGCAGUUUCUGCAACAUCAAUCCAAGUCAGCUGGACCAUGCCAGCAAGCCCAAAUGGACUGAUUAAAAACUACACAGUGUACAAAGAUGCUGAGAUUGUUUAUGCCGGAGGACCAACACAGAUGAACUACAUUGUACCAGGUCUUCAGUUUUGGACUGAAUACACAUUCCGGGUCCAGGCGUGCACAGAGAGAGGUUGUGCUCUAAGUACUGGUGCUACUGGGCGCACCCUUACAGCGCGACCAGAGGAACAAGCCUCGCCUUCUUUACUUGCUCUAGCCAAUCAGGAUGGAGCACAUGCUGGUGUGCUUAUAGAAUGGGAUCCUCCGCUGAAACCAAAUGGCAUAAUACAGAGAUAUGAAGUUUACCGCCGACAAGUUAUUGAAUUAUCAACAGGUAUUUCCUAUGGAUUGACAAAGCUUGUGUACAAUGGAAGUCAGCAGACGUACACAGACAGGGGGACUGAACUGUUACCAUACACCAAGUAUGAGUAUAUGGUCACUGCUGUAAACACUGUAGGCAAGGUGAAUAGCCUGUGGAAAUCUGUCAUGACCAAAGAGGCCCCACCAGACACUGUGCCUGCUCCAGCUAUAGAAAAAAUAACAGCAACGACAAUUACAGUAAAGAUCAGUCCACCAACAGAAGCAAAUGGUGUGGUCAGAUAUUAUAAUGUUCUUGUCAAUGAAACAUUGUAUAGUACUGGUAAAAAUCUGCAGCAGACGGUUGGGGAGACUGUGCCACUGUUACCAUACAGAUUUUAUGCCGUCACAGUCCAGGCAUGCACUUCAGGGGGCUGUAGAACCAGUCCACAUGUUAUUGUGCAGACUGGGUCAGCAAAACCUGUAGGCCAGGAACCAGUCAAGAUGCUUAGUGUGAAUAGUACAGCAGUGAAGUUAGCAUGGGAACAUCCUACUAGCCCCAAUGGAGUGAUCAGAAAAUUUACUCUGUAUCAACGUAAAGCAUGCCCACCUAUGGCACAACCAUUCAAACAGUCAUGUAACAAUGGGGACCCAGAGAUUAUAUAUGAAGGAAUGUUUAUAGAGAAAGUUGUAUCAAGUCUGACUCCCUACACAGCCUACGAGUUCCAGGUUAUUCCAGUUAAUGAUGCCGGCCCUCUAGACUUCCCAGUAUGGGUUAGAGUGGAGACUACCUCAAUAGUACCACAAUACAAAAGGUACCCAGUUUUGGAAAAGAAUGAUUCUCAAGCUGUGGUAGACUGGACUGGUUCCUUUGUUUUGAAUGGUCGUCUGCUUGAGUACCAGAUUAUUAUGGAUGAUGGUAACACAGUCUACAGGGGUGUGUCCAGUAUACAUGGUCUGGAAAGGCCAAACCCUAAAGACAAUUUGAUAUUCAAGAUAAAAUGUGUAACCGAGGCAGGGGAAGUGCAGUCACCUAAAAUAGUGUUUGACCCAAGAUCAGCAAACAAUGUUGGAACAACACCUGCAGUUGUUGGAUCUAAAGACGGUCAAGCAGCAGAGCCAGAAUUCUAUGAAGAGGUGUGGUUUAUAGCGCUAAUGGUUGUCGUCGGAAUACUGCUACUGCUUAUACUACUAGCAUGUUGUAUUAGGAACUGUGGUAAAUCCAAUCCUUACAUCAGAGAGAGGCCGCCAUUACAAGGUCGUCAACAGAAACAACCUUUCAGCUUUAUUAUUGAUGCUAAUGAUGGCAGUUUGAUCGCUAUGGAAGAAACACCUAACAGCAGGGACAAGUCUGGGUACUAUUCCGGUGCUGUGGUCAAUGGUGUCACUAAUCCCUCUUAUGUCCAUGGUCAUGGAAACAAGAGACAACUCAGCAUUGAUAAAGGCUCUGAUUCCAUGUUCGGUGACGAUAUUACCGAGGAGGAUGACGAAGAUUAUUACUGGGACAGAAAUCCUGACAGUGGUCUUGUCAGUAGUUAUGACAGUGAGAGUAUAGAAGCACCCAGUUACAGUAUCACGAAGGAACAAACAGUGUUUACAGAUACACAUUUAUAGCAAUAUCACCAAGGAACAGUUUUUUACAAAUACACAUUUAUAGUGUUAUUACCAAGAAGCAAACAGUGUUUACAGAUACACAUUUAUAGCAAUAUCACCAAGGAACAAACAGUGUUUACAGAUACACAUUUAUAGAGGUAAUGCGAAGGAACAAAAAUAGUGUUUACAGAUUACACAUUUAUAGCAAUACCACCAAGGAACAAACAGUGUUUACAGAUACACAUUUAUAGUGGUAAUGCGAAGGAACAAAAAUAGUAUUUACAGAUUACACAUUUAUAGUGAUAUCACCAAGGAACAAACAGUGUUUACAGAUACACAUUUGUAGUGGUAAUGCGAAGGAACAAAAAUAGUGUUUACAGAUUACACAUUUAUAGUGAUAUCACCAAGGAACAAACAGUGUUUACAGAUACACAUUUAUAGCGAUAUCACCAAGGAACAAACAGUGUUUACAGAUACACAUUUAUAGUGAUAUCACCAAGGAGCAGUGUUUACAGAUACACAUUUAUAGCAAUAUUACCAAGGAACAAACAGUGUUUACAGACACACAUUUAUAGUGGUAAUGCGAAGGAACAAAAAUAGUGUCUAUAACAGUGUUUACAGAUACACAUUUAUAUUGAUAUCACCAAGGAACAAACAGUGUUUACAGAUACACAUUUAUAUUGAUAUCACCAAGGAACAGACAGGGUUUACAGAUACACAUUUAUAGUGAUAUCACCAAGGAACAGACAGGGUUUACAGAUACACAUUUAUAGUGAUAUCACCAAGGAACAAACAGUGUUUACAGAUACACAUUUAUAGUGAUAUCACCAAGGAACAAACAGUGUUUACAGAUACACAUUUAUAGUGAUAUCACCAAGGAGCAGUGUUUACAGAUACACAUUUAUAGCAAUAUUACCAAGGAACAAACAGUGUUUACAGAUACACAUUUAUAGUGGUAAUGCGAAGGAACAAAAAUAGUGUCUAUAACAGUGUUUACAGAUACACAUUUAUAUUGAUAUCACCAAGGAACAAACAGUGUUUACAGAUACACAUUUAUAUUGAUAUCACCAAGAAACAGACAGGGUUUACAGAUACACAUUUAUAGUGAUAUCACCAAGGAACAAACAGUGUUUACAGAUACCCACUUAUAGUAGAGUCACAAAGGAACAGCGUUUACAGACACACAUUUAUAACGAUGGAAAUCUGUUUUUCUACUUCAUUAAAGGGGCAUGCCUCUAGAUUUAUGUUUAAGUUAUCUACAUGUAGAAAGUUCUUUUCAUUUGUCAUAAAAUGUAAAUAAAAGUAAAAUUAAAGUGAUUCUAGCUAGACUUAAAUUAUAAAAACUUGUAUGUCAAAAACUUACUGUUUGCAAUAGUAGAUAUAUUUUUUACAUAUGAGACUUUAGAUGAAAAGUAGACAGAAAUUAACUAGUUGUCUACAUCAUGUAUUAAAAUGCUUAAUAAUAUUGAUGAUUUUGCUACUUUAUAAGCAUUGAUACCUACAUUUGUAAUUUAAAUUGUUUGAUAUUUUGAUGUAUAUGUGGAGGUAUGCCCCUUUUAAAACUACUCUGAGCAUAAACAGUAUUUCCAAAGAAUAUAGUUUACAUAUAGAUGCAAUACAUGGAUUGAAAUAUAAAUUCAAAACACAAAUGCUGUUAAACAGGAAAAUCUUUCAUGUAUGUAUGUGUACAUUUAAUCAAAUGACAUAAGAAUAUGCAAUUAUAAGUUUGGAAGAUACCAUUUAGAACAGUCAGUAAAUGAGACUACAGUAACUGAUGCAGACUUUAAACAAUGAAUCAGAUAGUUUUUUAAUAUCAGCAUGCUGCUUUUUUAUUACUUGCGUAAGGAUAUGCAAUUUUUCAAGUUUUUUUUAUGUAUCAAAUAAGUUCUUUUCAUUCCUGAAACAGUAAAAUGCUGGAAACAGAUGAACAAAAACUAGUUAUCCAGGGUUUAGGGUGAUCUAAAGGUAUAAAAUAUAAAGUAUAAGUCUGGGGACAGCAUGAUUUGUGAGCGUAUCCCAGUGGUUGAUCCAUUGACCGAGUGAGCUGCGUUUCUUUGUAUUUUAAUGUCUUGUGUGUUAACAUUUUGCAUUUCAUUUAUUUAUCAAGUUGCCAUUUGAUUGUUUAAAAGUUGUGUUUUUUACCUGUGUAAUGUGAUAUUGUUUAUUGUAUAUCUUUUAAACUAUUUAUGCAAUUCCUGCAGAUACACAUUUUGUUAAAGUCCUUGUUUAAAAACUUAACUGUGCAAUAUAAAGGUGUGUAUGUGCAAUAUCUUUGUGUAAAUAAGAUGAUUAGUUAGUGCAAUACAAAAUUUGAAAAUGAAUAUGUAUUAAUAUUAUGCCAUGUACAUGCAAAUAUAUUUGUGUUAAUAUGUUUUUCAUAUUUUGCCCGUUUGUGAGUAUUUUCAUGAGAGUUUAUAGAUAUGUUUGUUUUACACUGAACCACAUUUCAUUAUAUAUUAUUAUUAUUUGCAUUUGUAUUUAUUUCUCAUACACAAAUCACACAAAAAAUAAAUAUAUUUUCAGUAAUUUAAAA